UGAUUAUUACACCAAAUUGAUGAGCUAUUUUGAUGAAUUGAACAGGUUAAAGCCAUUGCAUGCGUGUUCUUGCGGGCUCUGUACAUGCGGGCUGGCUGCAAAAUUCGCGGCAGAUCGCGAAGAAGAAAAAUUGCAUCAGUUUAUGAUCGGUAUUGAUGACGAAAUUUACGGGACAGUCCGGUCCAACUUGCUGUCCCACACUCCAAUGCCAGACCUGAAUCGAGCUUACCAAGCUUUUAUACAAGAGGAAAACUCAAGGGCAGCAGCUCGCGGAAAGGCAGUUGAAAUUGAUGGCCAAGCUUUCGCACUUCAUCUCGAUCGGCAAUCCAAAGGGAAGCACGAAAAGCCGGACCGAACCAAAUUGCUUUGCACUCACUGCAAGAAGAAAGGACAUGACGUGGGUUCAUGCUUCAAGCUGCUGGGCUAUCCAGAUUGGUGGGAGGAUCGGAACCGGUCAAAUGGCGGGACUGUUGGCCGUGGAGGUGGGGUCAAGACGCAUGCUGUUACCGCAACAGGUGAAGGCUCAACUUCUACGACUGAUGCCAAGGGACUGUCCCAGUUGAGUCAGGAGCAGGUUCAUGCUUUGCUGAACUUACUCAAUAAUGAAACUCGUUCAUCCGAUCGCAUGGCAGGACCGUCCCUCGAGGAGCCUGAUUGGAGCAGGUGAGCGACGAGAUGGGC
Molecule: messenger RNA, 681 nt
Organism: Cuscuta epithymum
Lineage: Eukaryota; Viridiplantae; Streptophyta; Magnoliopsida; Solanales; Convolvulaceae
Source: the annotation of a GenBank genome assembly